AUGGACAACGGUAUCGACUACGAGGCCCUGGGCGUGGACCGGCGCCAGAUCCGCCUCGUCCGCCUGCCCCCCGCGCCAGCAGCCGACUCCCCCCUCGACUGUGCGCUUGAGACCUUCACUCGAAGGACCUGCCCGGACUAUGUGGCCCUCUCCUACACCUGGGGCUCUGAAGCGAGCACCAGACCCAUCACCAUCAACGACAAGGCGUGCCGGGUGAGCCCCACCGUCGACCAGGCCCUCAGGGAGAUCUGCCGCCGCGGCGAUGUCUCCUACCUCUGGGUCGACCAGAUCUGCAUCAACCAGCGCGACAAUGAGGAGAAGAACGAGCAGGUCCUGCAGAUGCGGCACAUCUACAGCGACGCGCACUCUGUCAUCGCCUGGCUCGGCCCCUCGUUUGACGGGUGCGAGGCACUCUUCAAGCACCUACGGAGGAUGGGCAACGGGGUGAAGAACCGCAACUGGGACGCCCUGGAGAUGCUGCACGACGACGAGGAGCACCUGAGGGAGGUGAGGAGGGCGUACGACGCGCUCUGCCGGCGGAGCUACUGGAAGAGACUCUGGAUCCUCCAGGAAUUCGCCAUUGCCUCGGACGUGUCCGUCAUGUGCGGGUCGGCCGUACUCCCGUACACCCUCCUGCUGGCUGUCCAGGAGUCGGCCGACAGGGUGAGUGAGGAGAUCGGGAAGCGCCAGACCCCCGGAAGGGACCUCCUGCUGGAGAGGCUGUUCGACAACUACGCCUCCCCCUCGCGGAGUUUCAUGGACAGCGUCAUCACGCGCAGGUCGAGGUUCCGCGCCCAGGGUUACGAGGGUUGGGAGGGCGACCUGUUCUUCCAGGUCCUUACGACCUGCCUGGUGCUGGAGAGGGACUACAACAUCCCACAGACGUCGGACCCCCGGGACCGCGUAUUCUCGCUGCUGUAUCUCGCUGCCGACGUCGAUGAGAUAAAGGAUAUCGUAGAUUACUCCAAGACGUGCGCCGAGGUGUACCGUGACACGGCGCUGGCGCUGCUCAACCAGGGCAAUGUGGAUGUUCUGGCAUACAGCCAGUUUCCCAAGGAGAUCGAGGGCUUGCCAACAUGGGCGCCGGACUGGUGCAUGCCCGUGAAAAACCCGUGCAACCAGGGGCCAUGGUCCAGCAAGUUCUCUGCCUCGGGCAACUCGGAUGAGAAACAGGAAGUCCACGAGAUCAGCCGUGGGCGGCUGAGCAUAAAGGGGUUCUCGGUGGACACGGUGAAGAAGUACGGCAAUGUUUGGGACCCGGACUGGGAGGAGCCGUUGGAUCGAGACGCGGCUCUCGCGUUUAUUGAUGACAUCAAGGAGCUGUGCAAACAAUCGCCGCGAGUACGAGCGAACGAGGAGCUGCUUGAUGCUGUGCGAGUUGCCACAUCGGACGGCGCGCAGUACGGGGAGGAGGACGUGAGUGGCCAGUUAAUCGCCAACUACAUAGCGGAGUUCAUCUGGGCAUACGAUAGGCUGGUCCUGGUCAACCCAAUAGGAGAAGAUGGGAACCCACAGGAGGAUCAACCACCGAGCGACGACGACUGGCUGGUUCGUGCGAUUCACUACCUCCAUUCUCGUCGCCCCUUCUUGACGAGUACGGGGUUUGUGGGCUUGGGACCAUCACACAUGGAAGAGGGGGAUGAGGUAUGUAUUUUCUACGGGGGCAAGACGCCAUACAUGAUCCGGCCAGAGAAGGACGGAGAAGGUUACAGCUUGGUGGGCGAGACAUUUCUGUAUGGGGUGAUGCACGGUGAGGCGCUCAAGGGCGAGGUCAACUCCAAAACGUACAUUCUACAAUAG
Clonostachys byssicola is the source of this 1800-nucleotide messenger RNA. The record is from the annotation of a GenBank genome assembly. Lineage: Eukaryota; Fungi; Ascomycota; Sordariomycetes; Hypocreales; Bionectriaceae.